UCCCUGAGAGCGCAUGCGUGCAGCGCUGCCUAUAAAAAAGACUACAAACGCCAGAGAUCCUUGCGGCAUCACACGCACACGUCCGUAAGUUGAAAGUGGCAAAGGCAUCUAUCCGGAGGAAGUAAACUCCACUGGGGCGUGGACUUUCGCGAUCCUUGCAUCUCAGUGUCUUGCCCCUCAGACCCACGGAACGACCUAGCCCUAGCGCCACUAUGAACUUGGAGCGGGUGUCCAACGAAGAGAAGUUGAACCUGUGCCGCAAGUACUACCUGGGUGGGUUUGCUUUCCUGCCUUUUCUCUGGUUGGUCAACAUCUUCUGGUUCUUCCGAGAGGCCUUCCUCGUCCCGGCAUACACAGAGCAGAGCCAAAUCAAAGGCUAUGUCUGGCGCUCUGCUGUGGGCUUCCUUUUUUGGGUGAUUAUACUCACCACCUGGAUCACCAUCUUCCAGAUCUACCGGCCCCGUUGGGGCGCCCUUGGGGACUACCUCUCCUUCACCAUACCUCUGGGUACUCCCUGACAAAUUCUUCAGCACAGGCCUGGGACCUGAUCAUUCUCCCAGGAUGGGCUUCUGUACUCCCAGCCCACUUUCAAGCCCCUAAUACUUAUUCCUAUCUCCUGUGUUCUCUGUUGACAUACUCCAAUAAAUGUCCCUGAUUCUCUA
Messenger RNA from Myotis daubentonii (Daubenton's bat), 662 nucleotides. It is a transcript of the gene PSENEN, whose product is annotated as presenilin enhancer, gamma-secretase subunit. NCBI's taxonomy places the organism in Eukaryota, Metazoa, Chordata, Mammalia, Chiroptera, Vespertilionidae. Gene Ontology annotation, cellular component: gamma-secretase complex. The record is from RefSeq and is a predicted model, not a curated record. Gene Ontology annotation, biological process: Notch receptor processing.